AUGGAAAAGUACGAGGACCUUGUUAUUAUUGGGCAGGGUCAGUAUGGCACAGCGUUUCGGGCACGGGAUAAGUAUGAUGGCCAUCUGUAUUGCAUCAAGCGAAUACCUAUGUCUGCCAAGGAUGACCACGCGGGGGCACUUCGUGAAUCUCAGCUUUUGGACUCCCUUGAUCACCCCAACAUCAUCCGGUAUCGGGAGAGCUUUGUAGACAAGGACGGGGCGCUGUGCAUUGUCACCUCCUUUUGCGAGGAGGGCGACCUGUUUACUCGAAUCCGCAAGAAGGCAUCGCAGAAGGAAUAUUUUACCGAGGAGGAGGUGAUGAACAUGUUUGUGCAGAUUGCGUCGGCUCUUAGCUACAUACACUCAAAGCGUGUUCUUCACCGCGACUUAAAGACCCAGAAUAUCUUCAUAGCUCGGGGCGGCAUUAUCAAGCUGGGUGACUUCGGGAUCUCCAAGGUGCUCGAGCGCACGGACUCGUUUGCUACAACUGUUACGGGAACACCAUACUACAUGGCCCCAGAAAUUUGCACAAACCAGCCAUACACGUACAAGAGCGACAUCUGGUCGCUGGGCUGCGUGUUGUAUGAGCUCUGCACCCUCAAGCACGCCUUUGCUGCCGACAGCCUGCUCUCGCUCGUGUACCAGAUCGUGCGUGGCAACUUUCCGCCUAUCCCAACUGAUCAGUUUAGCUCAGGUUUGAGCGACCUGGUCAACCGCCUUUUGGCGAGAGAUGCCACCACACGGCCUUCCCUUGGAGAGGUUUUCAAGAUGCCGUACGUGCAACGGCACCUAGGUCGCUUCAAAGCUGAGGAACAGCAGCGCAACAUGAAACAAUCGAUUAGCUUGACUCGCAGGAAGCAGCUGCUGGAUGCUGCGCCAGGUGCAGAGGCCUACGGGGAGAACGACGCGAACUUGACCCCGAAGCAAAGAAUGGAGCGCAAGAAGGCCAUGGAACGGGAGAAGGAGAUGCGGAGGAUGAGCGUCGCGGCCAUGGGCGCCAACAAGAAUCGCGUGCAAGCGGCUGCACGCAAGAGGGAACAGAUUUUUGGCAACAACACGGGGCUGCCUGGCGCUCAGCCGUCGCCGCAGAGAGUCGACAGGGGAUUUGAGGAUGACGACUUACCGAACAUGGGCACUGUGCGGAUUGAGGAGACCGUGCGUGGCCCGCCCACUCGGCCUGGCAAUAAGGGUAUUUGGGUCCUGGACGGCCCAGAUUCAGGUGCUGUGGACCCGUACGCCGCAACGUUACCGUCCCAGGCACGGCUGCAGCAGCAACAAGGGGCCGGUCAGCGGCCUCCCUCACAACAGGCGCCGUCUCGAGGACUGUCUGCUGGUGGGGCUGGUCGGGUCGGAACCUCGCCAGCUUCGCAGCAGUUUCAAACGCCAACCUUGGGGAACAAUCGGGCUGCAGGAGGCGGAACAAACAACUGGGGCCUGGGGGAUGAUGAUGUGCUCACGGGGACGGUCCGGGGAGGAGCAACGCAGGUUGGCUUGCAAGCAACCGCGGGCGCACUCGAGCAGGGCGCCCGGGGAGGCGCGGGGCAAUGGGGAAUGGAUUACAACGGCGCAUCGGUUCUUGGCGACGAUAUGCCCAACAUGGGCACUGUGCAGAUGACCAACGGUUAUGGGAUGCAGGGCGCUGCUGCACGGGGCCUGUACACGGCCGGCCUGCGCACUAAUGCCUCGGACAGCCCAUUGAUGGGUUCGGUCAACUUAGGCAACAGCCGUACCAUGCGUGCCACUUCAGCAGGACCUGUCGGGCUCUCGGGCGCAGGCAGCCCUGCUCGGCCGCCCAACGGCACCGCAUCAGAUCGGUCCAUAAUGUCAUCUAAGUCUGUAGGAGCCGCCACGCCCUCGCCGGACGUUCGCCGAACCUCCGGACCGAGUCCCCUGGCAGCACCUGCUUCGGCUGGUGCGAGAGGGCACCAGCAGCCGCAAGCGCAGUCGCCACCGCCGCUGCAUGGGGGCGGCGCACGCCAUCAUCACCAUCAUGGCGACGACGAUGAUGACGGCGCCUACAGCGAUGACUUUGAGGAUGAUGACGAGGAUGAGGGCGUGGUGCAGCAGCGUAACCGCAUUAUUCAGAACGUAGAAGACAUUGCCUCGCGUGCUUACGACGGCCGUGACAGCAUAGCCGCCGUACAGGAGCGCGUCAAGCAGACGGGCGCAAACUCGGACAAGGCACGCGCCAUCCGUCAGGGCUGUGAAGCGCAGCUGGGCAACAAAUUCGCACCGGUAUACGAGUACCUAAGCCGUGCGCGCCGCCAGGAGCCGCCACCCGAUGAGAAGGAGGUGCAGCGGCGGCUGUUGGAGAUUGUGGGCGACAAGGCGCGCAUGCCGGGAUGCUUCAUGGUGGAUCAGCUUGUGUUUACGGAGUCGAUGUACUCGUGA
Messenger RNA from Volvox carteri f. nagariensis, 2391 nucleotides. It is a transcript of the gene cnk5, whose product is annotated as NimA-related protein kinase 5. The transcript has 10 exons. The coding region runs from base 1 to 2391 and encodes 796 amino acids. The record is from RefSeq and is a predicted model, not a curated record. Lineage: Eukaryota; Viridiplantae; Chlorophyta; Chlorophyceae; Chlamydomonadales; Volvocaceae. Gene Ontology annotation, molecular function: ATP binding; protein kinase activity. Gene Ontology annotation, biological process: protein phosphorylation.